GUAGCCACUCAGUCGUCAUUAACUGAGCAGCUUCUUCACUUCCCUGCAGACCACAGAUUAAGGUUUCUGCUAAACCUCCCUGCAGUGAGUGGAAAACUAACCAGCCUCUUCACAGACGAAGAUCUUCUAUCGCAUGCAAGUCUGAAUAAUAUCAUUUCUACUCAGAAAAUGAUUUUCAUCUACAUGAUGAUGACAUUUCUGGCUCCAGUGAUCUUAGCAACAGGGAUAUUGGCAUGUGAUAUAACGCAGUGUGAUGACGAAUGUCAGUGUUAUGGAACAACUGGAGAACCUCUGAUAUUUUACCUUCCAAUUCAUGAACAGAUUAAGUUGAAAAAAAAUAAAACUACACUUUUUAAGUGUGUAAACGCAUGUAAGGAAGAAAAUUCAAACUACAUUAAGUCCUGCAAAUUCGUCAUAAAUGGAACCCUGAAGUGUGAGCACACCACAGAGAACGACUCUGGAGUUUAUCAGCUGGAGCUAUAUGAUCAGAAGGGUAAAAAUAUCAAGCAAGUCAACAUCAAUCUUCAGAUUAUAGCUCCAGUUUCACAACCUGCCAUGUUUCAGAAAUGUUGGUCACCAGAGCAGAGGACAGUCAGCUGCUCAGCAGAGGGAGAACACACACACUUCUCUUUUUCUCUGGAUAAUAAUCCGUUACUACACACUAAACCUACCAGUGAAAAUAAUGGAAGUGUCACCAUCAGUUUAAAUGGUCAACUGCAAGGAAACCUGGAGUGUAAAGUUCAGAACAAGGUCAGCAGUAAACAGAUCAUCGUCCAUCUUUCAAGUUGUGAAGAAACACGUUUUCCAGCUGUGAUCGUCUUAGCAAGUGCAACCGUUCUGCUUCUUCUUUUGGUUUUGUUUCUUGGUAUCAAACUGUUUAAAGUGAAAAUAAGAAGAAGCCCCACAACUACCACAGAAGGUGAUGCUGAGGAGAAAAUAGUUUACUCAGAUGUCAGAGUUAUUCGGGAUGCCAGAAAGAGGGAUGGUUAGGAUGCUGCUGACCAGAGCGGAGAAGGAAUGGAUAAAUGUCACCUGUGAACAUGAAGCCUUUCAUUUCAAGCUCUAACAUGGAAACUGUUCAUUAACAGAUCUACAAAGAAAUGAAAUACCUUUCAAAAACAAUUAAAAGUCCAUUGUUUCAAAAAAGUUACAUACUGCAGCUUUAACUAGACAAUAUUCUGGGUUGUUGUACUUUUGUGUGUUGACAAAUCUGUUAAUGUUUCCCAAAAUGCACUGCGCAGUAUGUAUAGGUUGUGAAAACUUCCCAUUUAUAUUUUAACACAAAUCUUCACUUCCUCACUAGCUAUAUGCAGUGACUUUCUUAAAGUAUUGCUGACUCUGUAAAUCCACUUACAUGAUUUAACAAGAUAAACGACUCUGCUUUCA
This is a messenger RNA of Poecilia latipinna (sailfin molly), 1386 nucleotides long. Its product is annotated as T-cell surface antigen CD2-like. NCBI's taxonomy places the organism in Eukaryota, Metazoa, Chordata, Actinopteri, Cyprinodontiformes, Poeciliidae. Gene Ontology annotation, cellular component: membrane. The transcript is spliced from 6 exons. The record is from RefSeq and is a predicted model, not a curated record. The coding region runs from base 169 to 990 and encodes 273 amino acids.